This is a messenger RNA of Lachancea mirantina, 1677 nucleotides long. NCBI's taxonomy places the organism in Eukaryota, Fungi, Ascomycota, Saccharomycetes, Saccharomycetales, Saccharomycetaceae. The record is from the annotation of a GenBank genome assembly.
AUGAAAGGUCAAAAUCUUGGAUCGAACGAUAAAGAGGCCGUCGAUGACAAUAUAAACUUCCAGACAGAUGAAACCCAGUCUCUGGACCAAAGUAAAAAAGUUCGCAAUGUGGUUUCGAUCACCAGCGCGGACAUCGGCGACCUUGAAAACGUUAUUUCGACCAUUGUGUCACCCUCCGGGAAAGAAGUUAAGGUGACCGGAAAUGUCGACGACGCGAUGCGGCUGGCACUUGAGUCGCGGGAACUGAAAAUUACUGAGGAAGAAGAUCGCAGGCUUGUCUGGAAGAUCGACUUGUACAUGUUCCCGCUGAUGUGUAUCUUGUACGCCAUCCAGUUCAUGGACAAGGUGUCGAACGGAUCUGCUGCGGUAAUGGGCCUGAGGGAAGAUCUCAAAAUGGUUGGCGACCAGUACUCUUGGGUUGGGUCUGCGUUUUACUUUGGCUACCUUUUCUUCAACUUGGGUCCGGGCCAGCUGAUAUUUCAAAAGUCCCGGUGGCUUGCCAAGACCUUGGCCGUGUUUGUUGUCAUCUGGGGUAUGAUUCUGGCAUUGCAUGCGGCACCCUCGAUCAACUAUGCGUCGUUCAUCUUCCUCAGAGUGCUUUUGGGUUGUGCUGAGAGUAUGGUGACGCCAACCUUCACCAUCAUCACGUCCCAGUACUGGCGCAAAGAGGAGCACUUCAUGCGUGUCUGUCUCUGGUUCGGCUUUAAUGGUCUAGGUGGUAUCUGGGCCAACUCGCUUGCGUACGGAGUCUACAUCAGGCAGGCCUCUUACAGCAUUGAAGCCUGGAGAGUUUUGUUUGUUGUGACUGGGCUAAUAACAGUUUUUGUCGGAUUCGCCAUCUUUUUUCACAUCCCAGACGAUCCUUCCAAGGCGUGGUUUUUGUCUGAGCGCGAGAAACUCAUGGUGGUCGAAAGAAUCAGAGGCAAUCAACAGGGCUUUGGUAACCACCACAUCAAAUGGAAUCAAGUCAGGGAGGCGUUUACUGACGUCAGAACCUGGUUGUUCUUUGUGUUCAGUAUCGGAAGUAACAUUCCAAACGGGGGCUUGACCAACUUUAUGAGCAUUUUAAUCAAAACGGACUUUGGUUAUAGUACGAAGGACUCGCUGCUCAUGACCAUGCCUACCGGAGCGGUCGAAUUAGUCGCUUGUCCUUUAAUCGGCUAUCUAUCAGUUUUGUGUGCCAAAAGGAAAAUUCCGUUCCUGCAGGACAGAUUGAUAUGGGGUAUUUUCGCCGCAGUUCUCAGUCUCGUUGCCACAUGUAUGCUUGCUUUCGCCAAAGAGUCGAAAAACACGAGACUGGCGGGUGCUUAUCUGCUUUACGUUGCGCCUGUUUCCUUUAUCUGCGUGCUUUCCAUCAUCAGCUCCAACACUUUGGGAUACACUAAAAAAUGGACGGUGUCCUCCAUUAACUUGGUUUCGUAUGCCGCCUCAAAUUUAGCCGGCCCUCAAACAUUUAUUGCCAAGCAAGCACCAAAUUACAGCGGCGCAAAAAUUGCAAUGGUGGUUUGUUAUGCCGGCUGUGUCGUUACUCUGUCGGCUCUUUACGUUUUGAACAUUUACGAGAACAAGAGGAGAGACAGAAUCCAAGCCGAAAAGGGACCCAGCGACAAUAUCGAGAACCUUGAAUUUGCCGACCUCACCGACAAGGAAAACCCCAACUUCAGAUAUGCUUUGUGA